CACGGAACAGAAAAGGACGCGAUGCCACUAGUGAUCUUCUCUGGACUGCCAUCAUGUGGCAAGUCCGGAAGAGCCAAUGAGCUGAGAAGGCUAUUGGAGGAAAGAAUUGCUUCGCUGGAGGGCGGUGAGCCGGGUUUUAACUACAAGGUUGUGCUACACUCCGAUGAGUCGUUAGGAAUAGCGAAAGAACAGUACCGUGAAUCUGUGACGGAGAAGUCCUUGCGUGGGUUACAGAUAUCUGCUGUGAAGAGAGACUUAUCACGUACAACCAUAGUUAUCUUGGACUCGCCAGCAUACAUCAAGGGAUUUCGAUACCAGCUGCAUUGCGAGGCCAAGGCUCUAUCGACGCCAUGCUGUGUUGUCCAUGUGAUGGCUUCUGUAGAGAAGUGCCUGGAGUGGAAUUCUAAGCGUUCACAGGAUGACCAGUGGGAUCCAGAACUGCUGAAACAGUUGAGUAUGAGAUUUGAGGAGCCUGAUGGACAGAGCCGUUGGGAUUCUCCAUUGAUACCAAUAGCAUUUGACGACGAAGGUGUGCCAUUUGAGGACAUCUGGAACGCUUUGGUUCUAAAGAAGGCCCCACAAGCCAAUGCUGCCACAAUGCUCAAACCUGCUACUGCCACCAACUACUUGCAAGAGCUCGAUAAGAAGACGCAAGGAGUGAUUCUGAAAGUGAUUGAAUUUGCAGACAUGAACACGGGCAGGGUAAAGAUCGAGGAGGAUACCUUUGUCGAUAUUCCAACACAAGGAGUAAGUAAUGCCCAGUUACAGAGGCUGAGAAGAACGUUUGUUAUGCUAAACAAAGUGAGAAGUCUCGACGUUGAUAGAAUCGUGCCGUUGUUCGUGGACUACUUGAACAGUAAUUUGAAUAGGGAUUAGAUAUAUACAUGUCUCGUUAUUUAUGUUGCAAGCCAGCCUCAUU
Williopsis jadinii is the source of this 919-nucleotide messenger RNA. RefSeq names its product Kti12p (gene KTI12). Lineage: Eukaryota; Fungi; Ascomycota; Saccharomycetes; Phaffomycetales; Wickerhamomycetaceae. Bases 22 to 876 code for a protein of 284 amino acids. The transcript has a single exon. The record is from RefSeq and is a predicted model, not a curated record.